Galleria mellonella (greater wax moth) is the source of this 982-nucleotide messenger RNA. RefSeq lists its product as uncharacterized. The transcript has 4 exons. Bases 607 to 966 code for a protein of 119 amino acids. The record is from RefSeq and is a predicted model, not a curated record. NCBI's taxonomy places the organism in Eukaryota, Metazoa, Arthropoda, Insecta, Lepidoptera, Pyralidae.
AGUAUAAACAGUAAAUCAUAUGAUUGCCUUUUCUCUUCUUAUAUUAUCAGCAAAUAGAGGAUGUGAGAUAUACUAUCAGUUACUUCCUACUAAAUUCAAAUAUAACCUGCUUGCAUACUUUCUACAUAAACUAUGUCCAAUAUAUAAUCUAGUUAUGUAAAAUUUGUUAUUGACAAAUAAUUGACAUAUAGGAACAAAAAUUUUACUUAGACAUUUUCUAUAAACUUGGCUGCUGAAUUCAGGAAAAUAAUAAUUCUGUAUCUUUCGUCCUCUUUUUAAUAAUUACAUUUGCAUAAGAAAAAGGAGGCGACCAUAUGAUUUACAGUUUUUAUUUUAUCAUUCCUUCUAUGUAAUUCCUUAUACUUAGUUAAAUCACUACGAUUCUCUCGUGUAUGGCUCUUACAGGUACCUGAAAUUCCCUUAGGUAUUCCUUGCAUUUCGUAACUUUGUUUUUUAACCAACAAAAGUCACAACAAUUGCAAAAAUUGUUUUCUACAAAAUACAUAAUCAGUUACACUUGAAUGGUAAAAAAAAAACAAUAUACCUAAGUACCUAACUACAAGGGGCCAAAAAAAACUGUUACUUAUAACUUGAUCGGGUAUCAUUAUGACAAGAAGAGAUGAUGAAUCUGCAAACAUAUCUACCAAAUCAUUCUUUCGUGCUAUAGAAUCUGUCAACAAAGUGGGCUACAUGGAUGGAGCAUCACAAGGGCAAAUUGCUACAUUUCAACCAAGUUUCAAUAUUGGUUAUGAACAAGGUCUAAAUUUUGGAUUACAUUUAGGAUUUAAAGAAGCUAAUUUAAGAAUACAAGAUCAGCAAUUUCAUUUGCAAGAAUUGACAGACUCAAGAAGGAUAAACUGUCAAAUAUGUUUAAACAAUGUUACAAUGAAAGAAAACAUAGUAAAUCUAUGUAAUACUCAAAAAGAAAAAAAUGAUGAAAUCAUAUCACUUUAUAAACAAAUGUAAAUGACCUUAAAGACAG